Tripterygium wilfordii is the source of this 1287-nucleotide messenger RNA. RefSeq names its product probable ribose-5-phosphate isomerase 3, chloroplastic. Gene Ontology annotation, biological process: pentose-phosphate shunt, non-oxidative branch. The transcript has a single exon. The coding region runs from base 155 to 1024 and encodes 289 amino acids. NCBI's taxonomy places the organism in Eukaryota, Viridiplantae, Streptophyta, Magnoliopsida, Celastrales, Celastraceae. Gene Ontology annotation, molecular function: ribose-5-phosphate isomerase activity. The record is from RefSeq and is a predicted model, not a curated record.
AAGUUGGACGAAACUGAUAGCCAAGGCCCCACACCAAGAGCCAAUCGUCAAAUCAAAGAAAGAAAGAAAGAGAUCAUUUUUGGUAUUUCCAAGAGGGAAACAAAACCACACCAACCUCUCAAUUCCACCACACCAACCACUUCCACCCAGACUCAUGGCCUCCUUAUCCCUCCUAUCCCCUCCUUCAGCCACCUACCACCACCACCGCAGCCGCCGCAAUCUAUCCAAUCCCCUUAUCCUGCGAACCCCUCCCUUGAACGUACGCAACCCCUCUAAAAACUUCUCCAUCACUGCCAAGAUAGCACCAACUUCCCUCACCCAAGACGACCUCAAGAAGCUCGCCGCCGAUAAGGCCGUCGACUAUGUUCAAUCCGGGAUGAUCCUCGGCCUCGGAACCGGCUCCACUGCCGCCUUUGUUGUCGCCAAGCUUGGCCAACUCCUCUCGACCGGCGAACUCGCUGACAUUAUCGGAAUCCCCACUUCGAAACGCACCGAAGAACAGGCCAAAUCCCUAGGGAUCCCUCUAUCGGUCCUCGAUGACCAUCCCAAAAUUGACCUCGCAAUUGACGGCGCCGACGAGGUUGAUCCUGACCUUAAUCUCGUUAAGGGACGCGGAGGGGCACUGUUGAGGGAGAAGAUGGUGGAGGCUGCAUCGGAGCAGUUUGUGGUGGUGGCGGAUGAGACGAAAUUGGUUUCUGGGUUGGGCGGGAGUGGGUUGGCAAUGCCGGUCGAGGUUGUACAGUUCAGCUGGAAGUACAAUCUGGAGAGGCUGAGGGAUUUGUUUAAGGAGGAAGGAUGUGAUGCCAAGUUGAGAUUGGUUGAUGGAGGAGGGGAGGAACCUUAUGUUACUGAUAAUAAGAACUACAUUGUUGAUUUGUACUUCAAAACCCCCAUUAAAGACGGGUAUGCGGCAGGGAGGGAGAUUUCCAAGUUUGAAGGGGUGGUGGAACAUGGGUUGUUCCUGGAUAUGGCGACUGCGGUGAUUAUUGCCGGGACAAAUGGAGUGGAAGUGAAGACCAAAUGAGGUGCAAUGUUCUACUUUGUGUCUUGUUCUCGAGGUAGUUGUUUAUUAUUUUGAGUUUUAGCAUUGCAACUUGAAUAGGAAUACUACUUUGAAAUAAUUGAAAACAUAUUGUUUCUUGUUUGAAUAAUUUUUAGGUCCGUCCAGAUGUAUUUGACGAAAAUCACUUAUGUAAUUUUUGUUUGCUCUGUAUCUUUCUGGUAUACAUCAAGUUAUACACUUUUUAUCCAGGGAUUAUUUAAACACUUAGUGAGUGGCUUCUCUUA